Aphanomyces invadans is the source of this 1612-nucleotide messenger RNA. RefSeq lists its product as hypothetical. NCBI's taxonomy places the organism in Eukaryota, Oomycota, Saprolegniomycetes, Saprolegniales, Verrucalvaceae. Bases 52 to 891 code for a protein of 279 amino acids. The record is from RefSeq and is a predicted model, not a curated record. The transcript has a single exon.
CAAAACAAACAUUCGCCAAGCUGUUUUCAAACUGCCACAAACCAUCCCUCGAUGCAGGCGCUGGUGCACCAAGCAUCGCGCUCCAUCGUCGGCAUCAAUGCUUUGUAUGCAUGCGCCAUCCUCGCAGUCUUUGCGGCCUUGUAUUUUAGUCCGGUCCUGCUGUUGGUCGUGAUCGUACUUACGUCGGUUGCGGAAUCCAUUCGGUUCGUUCGGGUACGGGACCUAUCGCGCCAUGCCGUGUCGGUGUUUGCCAAGUUCGUGUGUAUUUGGCCACUUGGCAUGGGGUCGGUCGUCGCCUUUGGCCAGCUAUCACCAACAUCCCAAGCGUCGAAUCUUUCGUGGUUCUCUGUGUUCAUCAACACUGCGGUCGUUGGCAACAUUGCCAUGAUGGGAUUCGUCGCCACUGGCGACUCGCUUCGUGGCAUCACCCACCGCAUUGCGUGCGCGAGCCUUGUCGUGUGGCUUUUGCUCGAGAUGCAAUCCAUCUCUUGGAACACAGUAUCGUAUCAAGACGGAUUUUUUCUCUUCAACGCGUCGCCGCUCGCGUGGGUCAUCGCCCAUGCGAUAUACAGAGCCGCCAUGAUGACGCUUCCGCCGUUUGACACACUUCGCUACUUGAUCUUGGAGCCGGCGAGUUUGGGACUCAUGGCUGCAUUGGCCAGUGCCAAUGGCGCCUCUGCGAGUUUGUGGUUUGGCCAAGCCGAUACCCUUGUAGCAUCGACCGUUUGCUGGACAAGUGUCCUCUUGGGGUGGUUCCGCCAGCAACCCAAAUACCCCACGAUGAGGUUACCAGAGUCCCAGCCGCUGGACAUCGGGUGCGCAGGUGUGCAUAUCGUGGUAGUGCUCAUUGCGUUGUAUCACGUGAUUCUCGGCCCCGUGUCCAAGCUCUAAAACGAUUCAUCAGCAAACUCUUCAUGAUAAAGACCAUUGUCCCACGAUUUCCUCGACACGCUGCGUUGUUACGAUGUGUCUGCGUGGUGUGCAGGGGAUAUGCGUGGUAGAAAUCCAUCUCGACGCGGCCUGAGUCAAGCAAAAACUCGUCCCGACGCUGUGAGAACUUACCAAGUGCACCCAUGUUGGUGAAAAGCCACUGGUUCAUCGAAAUGUGGCCACAACCUUCUUUCAGUGCAUGCGACGACGUGAUAUUGCCGUCCAACGCCACAACCCUCCUGGGGCUGCAUGUAUGCUCCACGUAACGAACCAUCGCUUGGACGUGAGACGACAUCUUUGCAUCUAUCGUCCUCUGUUGCGACUCUGCUCCUCACUCCCGCGGACUACCGCACAGACCGACUUCUGGAUAUGCCGUCCCUAAUUGCCGCUGCCCUCUCCAGAGCAGGCGCUCAUCCCGUUGAUGGCCUGUUGUUCGCAUGACGACGACGUGAACUCGCCGCAACAGAGUCACUUCAAAGGGCGAGGCGCUGCCAGCUGCACAGAACGAUGCCCUUUUGUGUAGACGGAGGGUCUUGGGUCCCUAGCGGUAAGCUCGUCGCUGGGGUAUUGAUCGAGGAUGAGUCUACCAGUAUUCCCAAGACCAGUUUCGCGAGAUGUGCAAUAAAAUAUCCAGGGUAGAUCGUGCUAGUAGGUGCUUCUAUAGUACACUAUAAUUAAGUGC